Molecule: messenger RNA, 1113 nt
Organism: Exophiala spinifera
Lineage: Eukaryota; Fungi; Ascomycota; Eurotiomycetes; Chaetothyriales; Herpotrichiellaceae
Exons: 1
Coding region: 1-1113 (370 amino acids)
Source: RefSeq, a predicted model, not a curated record
AUGUCAGUGCCCAUCCCAGACCACCAUGUCCCGGCCGACUCGCUCUCGUUCCAACCACAGGUGAUACCCUCAAGCGUUCGGGGCAUUGUUACGCCCGGCAGCACCAUCGCGAACGCGAAACCCUUGGAUCUGAAAACCCUUCGUUCCUUGAUUGAACGCUAUGCUCCCAUCCUCAAACUCCACCCGGACGAACAAUUCCUGCCGACAUCGGUCGAAGACUUCCUCACACACUGCACCUUGAUCGACAAGAAAUCGCCCACCAAGGUCCCCUCUCCCAACAUAUCGCAGCUUCCCACGAAGGGCGAAGACCACCAAUUCUACCUCGAGCUCUCUCCAGGCGGUAAACCAGGCCAUCUCGACCUCGCAAAGGCCUACGUCCACGCCCUGUGGCAGCAAGGCAGCCCCUACACCGACCUCCAGUUCUGGUUCUUCUAUGCCUACAAUGGACCCGGGUCUCUACACGUCAGCGGUCUCGUUCUUGACACACCCACAUCAUCUGGAGACAUUGACCUUGCUCCCAUGGGCGAACAUGUUGGUGACUGGGAGAUGGCGAUGCUUCGCGUCGACAACGCUUCACAUAACCUGAACUCGAUAUGGCUUUCACAACACAGUCGAGGCCAGUUCUUCACCCACGACGCUAUUCCGGGCACCUUCACCUUCGAAGGCACUCGACCCAUUAUCUACGCCAGCCGCAACGGACACGCAAACUACGCCGCAAUUGGACCCAACAAGUCCGAGUACCGCAAGAUAGGUGGUGUUCCAGUUGGAUUGGACUUUUUCAUCCGCAACGACACGGCCGGUACAGGGAAAACUCUAGACUGUGCAAAACACUAUGAGCUCGUGUCUGCAGAUUGGGCGGGCGUCGUUGCACCGGCAUGGGCUUCCUGGCCAUUCCGUUGGGGGCCGGAAGGGACUUCAACACACUUGACAAGUGUGGCUGUCUCCGAGAUUGUGAGAAAAUCACUAGGUGACGAAUUGGCCAAGUUUUGUCCGAUCAGUGUCUUGACAGUGUUGGCAAGCGAGAUCCUUCCUCAUUUCGUCAAGGGAGACAUCAACGGUCCGACGUCACCUGGGAAACACGGGAGUUGGAAUGGUACUUAUCCUGUAUAUUGA